UAUGUGCCUGAAGAUUAUGAAGAAGAUGCCAAGAGUACAAGCUUGGCUGUUGAAUCUGAAAGUAUUAUGACAGAAAGUGUUAGUGUUAUAACAGAUAAAUUUGACUUUGAUAUAGAAUUGAAACUAUUUCUUUUCAACUAUACAAGUUUUAAUAAAGCAUGUGAAUUGGCAAAAGCAGAAAAAAGUGAAGAUUUCAAUAUUCUAAAAGAAAACCAUAAUAAUGCUGAUACAGACAGUAGUGACAUAGUUUCAACUUUGAUAUUCGAUUUUGAACCCAGAUUAGAUGAUGAAAAUGAAUACCUUGUUGAGAAUAUUAUUAAGACCAAUACUAAAACUAGACUUAGUUAG
This is a messenger RNA of Dentiscutata heterogama, 348 nucleotides long. The record is from the annotation of a GenBank genome assembly. Lineage: Eukaryota; Fungi; Glomeromycota; Glomeromycetes; Diversisporales; Gigasporaceae.